UCCAAAAUUCAUUAAUUGUCGUUCAUUGAGCAGUGAACAUUGUUUUGACAGUUCUAUUCUUCAAGCCGAAAGUGUCUGGUUGGUUUUUGGUGCCCAGCAUUUUGCCUACAGUCAUGACUUUCCUUACAAACGUACUUUUGAAGAAAGUCAAAAGCAAAAAAGUCAUGGUUCUGAUGGAGAGUGUGGUAAGCGGUCACCAGUUUAAUUUGAUUCGGGAACGUUUAGCAGAUAAAAUUGAAGUUAUUCGUUUUGAUCCCUAUAUCCAGAAGGAGUCAAUCUACCGCGAAAGAAAGCGAAUCCGAAGUAUGAAGUGAAGAAAUCAAAGGUACCCGUUUUGUUUUAAGUAGUCUUGGUUGUAAAGUAUUAAAUACGAUUUUUAAAUAAACAAAAUCGAAAGCUAA
Molecule: messenger RNA, 401 nt
Organism: Hermetia illucens (black soldier fly)
Lineage: Eukaryota; Metazoa; Arthropoda; Insecta; Diptera; Stratiomyidae
Gene: mRpL33
Product: 39S ribosomal protein L33, mitochondrial
Exons: 3
Coding region: 114-314 (66 amino acids)
Biological process (GO): translation
Cellular component (GO): mitochondrion
Source: RefSeq, a predicted model, not a curated record